CACAGAAGUUUUCAAAUGUGGAAAAGUUUGAUUCUCACCUCCUAUAAUUAAGCAUAAAUAUUCUCCUUGAAAUCCGAACCCGGAAUCCGAUCACAUUCGAAUUUUCAAUCUACAAUCGGCACUUUAGAAAACAGUUUUAUGUUCCAGCUGCUAUAAAGUCCCCCACCUAAACCAAUACGGAGGUGUUUCAGACUUUCAGUAGAGUUCAAAGAAAGUCGUGAUUAGUGUAUAAAAAUUGGUUUCUCAUCAUGGCUGGAGUUGUGGUAGUCUUUGAUUUCGAUCGUACCCUUAUUGAUAAAGAUAGUGAUCGUUGGGUCAUUGAUCAUUUUGGUGUUACCACAUUGUACACUCAACUUUACCCUACUAUGCCAUGGAACUCCUUGGUGGAUAGGAUGAUACAAGAAAUUCAUUCACAGGGAAGAACAAUUGAGGAAAUCUCAGAGUGCUUAAAAGGGGUUCCUUUACAUCCUAACAUAAUCACAGCUAUUAAAUCAGCUCAUAAUCUUGGGUGUGACUUGAGAAUUGUAAGUGAUGCAAACAUGUUUUUCAUUGAGACAAUCUUGAUGCAUCAUGGUAUAAUGGAAUGUUUUUCUGAGAUCAAUACAAACCCAAUAAAGAUAGAUGAACAAAGGAGGCUUAGAGUCUUUCCUUACCAUGAUGCCAGUUCUGCUCCUCAUGGAUGCACUCUUACAUGCCCUCCUCAUAUGUGCAAGGGGAAGAUCAUGGAACGAAUCCGAAAUUCUGCUUCGUUUGUUGAAGGACAAAAACAGUUUAUAUACAUUGGAGAUGGGGGUGGUGACUUCUGCCCUAGUGUGAAGCUUAAAGAAGAAGACUAUGUAAUGCCAAGGAAGGACUACCCAGUAUGUAAAAUGAUUUGCAAGAACAAAUCACUUAUGAAAGCUGAGAUUCAUGAAUGGAGUACUGGAGAUGAGCUUGAAGUUAAACUCCUUGGUCUCAUUAACAAGAUCAGCGGUUGCCAGACAACACUGAAGAAGUAGGCAUUAAUUAUUUCAUAUCUAUACUUGUAAGGAAUUGCUUGGAAAAAAAACUCCACAUCUCCCCUAGCUAUAAGCUGUAAUAUAUGAAUAUUAUAGAAUGUCAGGUUUUAACAGAAAAUGAUAUAUGCAUUAUGCACUCCUUUUGGGCAGAACAAAU
Molecule: messenger RNA, 1155 nt
Organism: Papaver somniferum (opium poppy)
Lineage: Eukaryota; Viridiplantae; Streptophyta; Magnoliopsida; Ranunculales; Papaveraceae
Product: inorganic pyrophosphatase 1-like
Exons: 4
Coding region: 249-998 (249 amino acids)
Molecular function (GO): phosphatase activity
Source: RefSeq, a predicted model, not a curated record